CUUGCAGUAUGGAAGAAGCCCAUAUAGCCUUUGUUUCAACUCCAGGAAUGGGGCAUAUAAUCCCAUUGGUGGAGUUGGCGAAGCGCCUCAUCACCCAAUACAGCUUCACUGCAACUCUCAUCCUCCCCGCCUUUCAAGAUGCCGGCCCCGUUUCCACUGCCCAAAACGCUUUCCUCCAAUCCCAUCUCCCCGCCGGCAUGGACUACCUCCUUCUCCCUCCCGUUCCCCUCCACCAACUACCCCCCGAUGCUCGCCCCGUCACGCGCAUGUGCCGCACCAUGGACCUCUCUCUUCCCGCGCUCCGGGAAGCCCUCCAGUCGUUGAUGGUGGCGAAGACCCGCCGCCGCCUUGUUGCUUUGGCGGUGGAUCUUUUCAGCACCGGCGCUUUUGAUGUGGCUGAUGAGCUCGGAAUCAUGACCUGCGUUUUCUCCCCUUCCGCGGCUUUCAUCUUGUCGUUUACUCUUUACUUGCCGGAGCUGGAUUCGUCUCUGCAGCCCUGCGAUGAGUUCAGAGAUCUUCCUACACCGGUUCAGAUCCCGGGGUUUUCCGUCCCGGUUCAUGGAAAGGACCUGAUUGACCCGGUCCAGGACCGCCAGGACGAGACGUACACCUGGGUUCUUCACCACGCUAAGAGGCUUUCACUCGCUCAAGCCAUCAUGGUGAAUAGCUUCAAUGAAGCAGAGCAAGGUGCAGUAAAAGCUUUGCAGGAAUCUGUACCUCCGGUUUACCUGGUCGGACCGCUUGUUCGGAUGGAUUCAAGUAGCAAUAAUAACGUUGUUAGUGGUGAUGAUGAAUGCCUGCAAUGGUUGGAUGAACAACCUGAGAAAUCUGUGCUUUUUGUGUCGUUUGGAAGCGGGGGAACUCUUUCUCAUCAACAGCUUAUUGAGCUAGCAUUAGGGUUGGAAAUGAGUGAGCAAAGGUUUGUGUGGGUGAUCAGAAGUCCGAGUGAGAAUUCAUCAAUGGCCUUCUUUAGUACCCAAGAUCCAGGUGACCCUCUGUCAUUUCUACCAGAAGGGUUCGCGCAGAGAAUCAAGAAUAAGGUCGGUGUUGUGGUGCCCAAUUGGGCCCCACAACACCAGAUACUAAGCCAUCCCUCCACAGGCGGGUUCUUGACUCAUUGCGGGUGGAACUCGAUUCUCGAGAGCAUUGCGUACGGGAUGCCGUUGGUUGCAUGGCCGCUCUAUGCUGAGCAGAAGAUGAAUGCCCUACUGCUAACUGAUGAUCUGAAUGUGGCUCUGAGGCCUAAGGCUAGUGAUGAGAAUGGGUUGGUGGGGAGGGAGGAAAUUUCAAGGGUUGUCAAGGGGCUAAUGGCUAGUGAACAAGGAAAAAAGAUGAGAGAAAAGAUGGGAUACCUAAAAGAUGCAGGCUUAAAGGCAAUUGGUGAUGAAGAUGGCUCUUCCACAAAAGCACUUGAUCAAGUAGUUUCCAUUUGGAAGAGCAAGCUAGCUAAGACCAUUUAAUUAAUUUCCAUAUAAUAUAAUUCAGCAAAAUUAAAUGUAUGUGUGGUUCAAUACUCCAAUCUUACAGCUUUUAUAGUGAUGGAUUUGCAGGCUUCAAUUCCCUUCAUUUAUGAGAAGGAACUUAUAAGUUAUACAAUAGUAUGUUUGCAUUAGAAUGUUGAGUUUCACAUUGCAAGACUAUUUAAGAAAUAGACAUUUUAAGAA
Molecule: messenger RNA, 1664 nt
Organism: Ipomoea nil (Japanese morning glory)
Lineage: Eukaryota; Viridiplantae; Streptophyta; Magnoliopsida; Solanales; Convolvulaceae
Product: hydroquinone glucosyltransferase-like
Exons: 2
Coding region: 9-1460 (483 amino acids)
Molecular function (GO): UDP-glycosyltransferase activity
Source: RefSeq, a predicted model, not a curated record